Messenger RNA from Astrephomene gubernaculifera, 1276 nucleotides. NCBI's taxonomy places the organism in Eukaryota, Viridiplantae, Chlorophyta, Chlorophyceae, Chlamydomonadales, Astrephomenaceae. The record is from the annotation of a GenBank genome assembly.
CGGCUAGCUGAGUCAGGUGAUGUGGCCGCCUUAGCAGCCCUGGAUGCGAGCUGCGUGGCGGAGGGCUCGGCGGGAUGGAGCCAAGGUAUCUACCAGUCCGACGUGCGCCCCGGCGGCCCCAACCUCAUCCUGCUCGCCGAGCUCCCCACCCCGCCACCACCACCAGCAGCACCGCCACCAGCAACCCAGCAGGCUGCUGCGGCCCUUCCAGGGGAGGCACCUGGGAGCAGCACCAGCUGCAACAGCGGUAGCAGCAGCAGCAGCACCACCACCACCACCACCACCACCACCACCAACAACAACAACAACCGGGCCGCGGGCAGCGAGGCCCCUCCCAUCACCACUUCAACCACCCCCACCAGCUCCACCACCAGCAGCAGCACCAGCCCCAUGGUAGUGGCGGCGCUGGUGUGCGGCAGCGAGGCGGGCGGGGAGGUGGCGCUGACCAACCUGGCGGUGGCGGCGGCGCAGCGGCGCAGCGGGCUGGGGGGGCGGAUGGUGCGGGAGGCGCUGCGGCGGCUGGGCGCAGAGCGGUUUCCGGCUUUCCUGGAAGUACGGCAAGACAACGUCAAGGCGCAAGCACUGUACGGCAAGUUUGGAUUCCAAGUGGUGGGUGUACGGCGGCGCUACAAUGCAGAUGGCAGCGAUUCACUCGUCAUGGUUCGGCAACCGUCGCCGUUGUGAGACCACCUUUAUCGUGGAUGGUGGGAUGAGGAGCGCAGCGAGAGGAGGUGCAGCCGCUGACAUUUCCGGCCCCUACCGUGUAUUGGUAAUGCCUCAGAUAGGAUGUAGGGGGCCAGGGAUUAAAUGUAAGCAUUAACCCCUAACGUGUACAAUUUUGAGGCGACAUGGGGCAGGUCGCUGCCAGGCCCUGCCGCAGAGUGGCUUAUAGGUAGGGUUAUGGUUCUCUGAGGGCGCUGAUGACGAGAUGCGUUGUGAGCAGCUGCUUGCGUACCGUAUCGCAACUCUGUUGUACCAUGUGGAAGCAGGCAGACGCAAGCAGAAUCCAAUGGACGAGCAGAGCGACAAGCCGGUAACGACCUCAGCAAAGAACAACAACAACGGAAGCCCCAGCAGAAGCCGCCCGUCCGCCCACGUCCUCGUCCGCCUGUUGUAUCGCUAUUUGUACAGCGCGCUAAGAAAUGAGCGGUUGGGGUCGUGCUGAUGUCCGGGGGUAUGCUGUCCCCUUCCCCACCAUGCUCCCUCACCCCGUCCACCAUUGGCCCUCCAGUUGCCCGGGCGGCCACCCCCACCAACCCAACGACAACAGAACGAC